AUGCAAAAACUGCAAAUAUGUGUGUAUAUCUACCUGUUUAUGCUGAUUGUGGCGGGUCCAGUGAAUCUGAAUGAGAACGGCGAGCAAAAAGAAAAUGUGGAAACAGACGGGCUUUGUAACGCGUGUACUUGGAGGCAAAACACUAAAUCUUCAAGAUUAGAAGCCAUAAAAAUCCAGAUCCUCAGUAAACUCCGCCUGGAAACAGCUCCCAACAUCAGCAAAGAUGCUAUAAGGCAACUUUUGCCCAAAGCUCCUCCGCUCCGGGAACUCAUUGAUCAGUAUGAUGUGCAGAGGGAUGACAGCAGUGAUGGCUCCUUAGAAGAUGAUGAUUACCAUGCCACGACAGAAACUAUCAUUACGAUGCCUACGGAGUCCGAUCUUCUAAUGCAAGUGGAAGGAAAGCCAAAAUGUUGCUUCUUUAAGUUUAGCUCUAAAAUACAAUACAAUAAAGUAGUAAAGGCCCAACUGUGGAUUUAUCUGAGACCGGUUAAGAGCCCUACAACAGUGUUUGUGCAAAUACUGAGACUCAUCAAACCUAUGAAAGACGGUACAAGGUAUACUGGAAUCCGAUCUCUGAAACUUGACAUGAACCCAGGCACUGGUAUUUGGCAAAGCAUUGAUGUGAAGACAGUGUUGCAAAAUUGGCUCAAACAACCUGAAUCCAACUUAGGCAUUGAAAUCAAAGCUUUAGAUGAGAAUGGUCAUGAUCUCGCUGUAACCUUCCCAGGACCAGGAGAGGAUGGGCUGAAUCCCUUUUUAGAAGUCAAGGUCACCGACACCCCAAAAAGAUCCAGAAGAGAUUUUGGGCUUGACUGUGACGAGCACUCCACAGAAUCUCGCUGCUGUCGCUAUCCUCUAACUGUGGACUUUGAAGCUUUUGGAUGGGAUUGGAUUAUUGCCCCCAAAAGAUAUAAGGCCAAUUACUGCUCUGGAGAAUGUGAAUUUGUAUUUUUACAAAAAUAUCCUCAUACUCAUCUUGUGCACCAAGCAAACCCAAGAGGUUCAGCAGGUCCUUGCUGUACUCCGACAAAGAUGUCUCCAAUUAACAUGUUAUAUUUUAAUGGCAAAGAACAAAUAAUAUAUGGGAAAAUCCCAGCCAUGGUGGUAGAUCGCUGUGGAUGCUCAUGA
Messenger RNA from Suncus etruscus (white-toothed pygmy shrew), 1128 nucleotides. RefSeq names its product myostatin (gene MSTN). Lineage: Eukaryota; Metazoa; Chordata; Mammalia; Eulipotyphla; Soricidae. Bases 1 to 1128 code for a protein of 375 amino acids. Gene Ontology annotation, molecular function: growth factor activity; cytokine activity. Gene Ontology annotation, cellular component: extracellular region. The transcript is spliced from 3 exons. The record is from RefSeq and is a predicted model, not a curated record. Gene Ontology annotation, biological process: SMAD protein signal transduction.